CUUCAUCUUUUGAACCAUAAGGUCCCUUCUAGGCUCUUAUGUUAUUAAUUUUCUUGGGAGGAGAAAUAGACGAAGACGAUAUGAAAGGCGGAUUCAGGAUUUAAACGUUAAUGGAAUUGUUAGUACAUAUACGGAGUUUAAGCUUUAGCUACUGGAUUUAGAUGAACUCGAUCCACCCAACUAUGUAUUCGUAAGUACUCAUUAUGUUAUUGGAGGGUAGACGUCAAGAGCGGAGCCAAGUAGGGGUCGCUAGUUAAAGAUCCGAAUCGUAAUAACAUGGGAGUACCAGAAUCAGAGAUGGUGUCUCAAAGUGAGGUUCAAUCACCAUUGCAACAAGACCAAAACCAGCACAAGAACAACCCAUUCCCGUCACUCGGUCGACAAGCGUCGAUUUACUCGCUCACGCUUGACGAAUUCCAACACACUGUUUGCGAGAGUGGGAAGAAUUUUGGGUCGAUGAACAUGGAUGAAUUUCUUAACAGCAUUUGGACUGCUGAAGAAAAUCAAGCCCACGCGCACGCUCAGCCUCACUGCCAGGCUGCAAGUACUGGGGAAGCAACUAGCGCCCCACGUUUUGCGUUAGGACAGGGAAAUGUUUCGUUGGAGAAAGCUAUUGUCGAGCAGCCAAGCUUGCCAAGACAGGGAUCGCUUACGCUUCCUGCACCGUUGUGUAGUAAAACUGUGGAUGAAGUUUGGUCAGAAAUCCAUAAGACCCAGCAAGAGCAGCAACAGAACAACGGGUGCAACAUACAGAACACCGGUAACGGAAGUUCCACUCAACGACAGGCUACGUUCGGUGAAAUGACGCUCGAAGAUUUCUUGGUUAAAGCAGGGGUCGUACGCGAACAGGGCAAUUCAGCUCCCGCACCUCCUCAGCAGCAAUCAUAUAUGAUGUAUCCAAACAGUGCAAAUCCCACUAUGGCCGCCAUGGCUCGGCCUGUUAUCGGCCUCGGUGGAGUCACAGGCGGUGUUGGCGUCGGUGUCUCCAUUCCCGGUUAUCCGCCACUUCCACAAACCGGGGUGGUCGAGGCACCUGUGUACCCUAUGAGCAUGAAAAGAGGCAGUGGAUUCCCACAACAGUCAACCCCCGUCUACGGUGGUAGAAUGGGAAACGGUAGCGGGGUUGGCUACGGGCAAGUAGUGCAAGGCGUAGCCGGAAUGGGGUCGCCACUAAGUCCCGUGUCGUCGGAUGCACUAUGCGUAAAUCAAAUCGAUAGCGGGGGCCAAUACGGGUUGGAAAUAGGAAUGAGAGGCGGGCGAAAACGUGUACUAGACGGUCCAGUAGAGAAAGUUGUUGAAAGGAGGCAAAGGAGGAUGAUCAAGAACAGAGAAUCCGCAGCAAGAUCACGAGCAAGGAAACAGGCUUAUACUGUUGAACUUGAGGCAGAAUUGAAUCAGCUAAAAGAAGAAAAUGCACAUCUAAAACAGGCCCUGGCGGAGCUCGAGAGGAAAAGGAAACAACAGUACUUUGAUGAAGCGAAAAUGAAAGCUCAAACGAAGGCGCAAAAGGCGAAUGGCAAAUUAAGAGGGAUGAGAAGGAGCUUGAGUUGCCCUUGAAUAACAAAUUAUACAAAAAAACACAAAAAAUGGUUCUUGCUUUCCUGCUGCUGAUGGAAAUCGUUCAACGCGAUCCGGAUGUUGCUCUUGACCAGGUAAAAUUAUACAGGUAUAAUCGAGAAGGCGGAAAGCUAAGAAAACAAAUGUGCAUUUGCGCUUUUGAAGCGCAAAUGUUUUUUUCAAAUAUAUAUGUAGUAGCAGUAGCAGUUAUAGUAUUGAGUGAGUUAAAAAGUUUUAUUUUUUAUUUUUCGAGCUA
Messenger RNA from Solanum lycopersicum (tomato), 1813 nucleotides. RefSeq names its product protein ABSCISIC ACID-INSENSITIVE 5. Lineage: Eukaryota; Viridiplantae; Streptophyta; Magnoliopsida; Solanales; Solanaceae. The record is from RefSeq and is a predicted model, not a curated record. Gene Ontology annotation, biological process: positive regulation of DNA-templated transcription. Gene Ontology annotation, molecular function: DNA-binding transcription factor activity. Gene Ontology annotation, cellular component: nucleus.